CACCACACGGCCGUGCGUUGGGUGUCGUCAACAUUACAAAUCAUUUAUUUAGUAAAGUUUCAGUUUAAUCAUAGAGCAAGGAACAGAAAUGCUGCCUCUCCCGAGAAGUAAACAGUUCUGGAUCAUGUUAACGCAACAGCGGACCGUAAUUUGCAACGUUUUUACGGCAGCCAUGCAAAUCUAAUUAUCAACUAUGGAUCUUGCUAAGCAAGCCUUUGGGUGCAAUAAUUUUGAACUUGCUACGGACAUUUUUGACCAUCUUUUACAAACACACGGACCAAAUAUGGAUUGGCUUAUAGGCAGAGGAGACUCGCUGGCGAGGAGGGGCUCCAUGAAUGAGGCCCUUGGAGACUAUGCUCAUGCCUUCCGAUUAGGGGAAGUCACGCCAGAACGGCUCAAUGAACUUGUAAAUGCCCUUGUUGCGUCUGUAUCGAAAAAGGGCGGACUAACGUCUUCAAUUCAGAGAUGCCAAAGCAAGUUAAAAGAACAGCCUUCGGAUCUGUUUUCCUGUCCGAUAUGUGAGUGUUUACUUUAUGAUCCUACAACUCUUCUGUGUGGCCAUAGUCUAUGUAAAGACUGCCUUCAUAUCUCUCUAGAGCCAAGAACUUGUGCUAAGUGUAAAGUGAACCACUCGCAAUUAGUCAACUCCAACAAGGUGCCAAGAGUUAAUAUUGUGCUUGGAGGACUCCUUGAAAAAUACUUUCCCGAGGAGACGACAGCAAGACGGAGGCGGAUAGAAGGGAACAAACUUUAUGCACAAGGAAAACCGGAAGAUGCAAUAAUGAAAUACACGGAGGCAAUCAAAUUAGUACCUCAUGACCAUCUCGCACUAAGCAACAGGUCCCAUGUAUACACUGGACUAGAGCGCUACGAUGAGGCGCUAUUCGAUGCAGAAGCUGUGUGUGAAAUAAGACCUGACUGGCCCAAGGGUUAUUAUCGUAAAGGCGUGGCCCUGAAGGAACUGCACAGACAAGAAGCAGCCAUGGUGGCAUUUCUACAGAGCUUGACCCUUGACCCUUUCUCUAUCUCUGCCAAGAAGUGUUUAGCCAAGGUCCUUCACAACUUCUUGUCGCCCGUACAACCAGAAUCAAUUAAGUGUCUGGAGCUCCAGCGAAAUUUUGCACGCCAGUUGCGAGCUGGUGCUCCCGUUAGCCCUGGGUUGUCCUCAAUAAGCAUUGCCAAUUUGGCUGAUGAAGUUGCUCUUGGAUUUGAAGCAAUCAAUCGUCUCUUGGUGGUUGAAGAGAAAGAGGAAACAGACAAUUCAGGAUCCGAGGACGGCAAGACAACAGAGGAAGGUGGCGAUGAAGCUGUCAAGACUCCCUUUGGAAAGACCCCAUCUCUACCCGACAAUAAGACAAAUCAAGACAAGUGCCUCAAAACCACACCUUCCACCCCAAGCCCACCCCCAUCUGAGGAUGAAAGCCCACCCCCUGCAAUGUUGGGGUCAGUCCAGGCGGCCACGCGGGGAAGGAAGGAAUUCUCGACGUCGGAGUUGUUGGUGAUGAGGAAGAGGAAGAGAUGCCGGUCUUUGAGUGAAUCUAUGAUGAGUCCAACGAGGAGUGUGGAGUUAAAGUUUGCUCGUUUAGACUUGAUAAAGAAAAUCAGGAGAGUUCCAGAAGAGAAAAUUGACAAAGAAGAUUACGAGUGCAGUCUCUGCUUCAGGUUAUUUCUUGAGCCUCUUACAACGCCAUGUGGUCACACUUUCUGCAAACUCUGUCUGAAUCGAUCGUUGGACUACAGCAAGGCCUGCCCCCUCUGCAAAGACUGUUUAUCUGAUUAUCUGGCAACACGCAACAACACAGUGAAUGAACUUGCACUGCACCUCCUACAGGAAUACCUGGGGGAGGAAUAUCAACAACGAGAACAGCAGCACAAAGAAGAAAUGGAAGCCAUGGCAAAGUUUGUAAGCGACCAAAGCCAGUGUGAAGUCCCAAUCUUUGUGUGCACGUUGGCCUUCCCCACGAUACCCUGUCCUCUUCACAUCUUUGAACCUCGUUACCGCCUCAUGGUACGACAGACGAUGGACUCAGGAGCUCGCCAGUUCGGCAUGUGUCUGCCGAAUCCAAACAACCCAGAUGGUCAUGAGGAUAUGGGUUGUAUGCUUGAGAUCCAACAAGUUCAACAUCUUCCGGAUGGACGCUCAGUCAUCAAGACCAUCGGUGGCCGUCGAUUUAAAGUCUUGUCGACGGGAAUGAGGGAUGGGUACAACACUGCCCUCGUGGAGUUCAUUAAAGAUGUUGAAGUAACUGGUGAUGAAGUUGCCAUUGUAACAGCCCUUGAAUCAGAAGUCUACCAGCAAGCCCAGAGGUGGUUCACAUCCCUACCAAUCUUCCAUCAGACUCGUAUCAUGGCCCACUUUGGUCCCACCCCAACCAGAGAGGCUGAACCCUUGGCUUGUCCUCAAGGACCAUCGUGGACGUGGUGGCUACUAGCAAUUCUUCCCGUCAAUAAACGUAUCCAGACAGGGAUCAUGUCCAUGUCCAGCCUGAAGGAGCGGUUGAACGCCCUGCAGAGGUGCCUUGUCCGCAUUACCGACUUCCAGUUUUGACUAGAAAAUACACCAAAUUUGUUGUGUGAUGAACUAAGUAUAUCAUCUCCUGACGGGGAUGAUUGAACAAGAGUACCUCUGAGGUUUGAUUGCUAUAGUCUACAAGUUAACAUCCUUACAUGCAAUAUGCUGUGGGCUAUCACGCAAAAGGGAACCGAACAGCGCCCCCAGGGAAUGUCCCACAAGGUAUACAGUACUCGAGUAAGAGUGACAACAGCGCCCGAAGCGUACCCAACAAGGAAUACUCAAGAAAGACGGACACCAGCACUGUACUGAUGAUACUCUGGAAUUUUGGAAGUCUUAUAACAUGUGCGGCCAUUUCCUGAUGAGUGUAAGAAACUUGCUGAGCUUAACACCAAAGAUGAGCUGCUUAAAAAAGCAGCAAAGAUUUCAAAGAAACAAGCAACGCUUUCACAGAAGAAGUGAACACAACAUUGCGGAUGCAUUAAAAAAAAAGUCUUGAGGAAGAUUCAGUAAAAAAGUUAAUCCAUGUUAAUGAACCCAUAGAUGAACAAUAAGUUAACUGUCUUUCUUUAUAGCUCAGACAGACAGUGGUUGUGUGCUGUGGCCAGUCGGGCCUUAAUGGGUUAAUACAUAUUAAUCAAAAGUAGGCAAACUGGAUUCAAUUCCAAAAAGAAAGAUUUUAAUUCCUGAAGAAUUUUAUCUUUUACAAGGAAGUUGGAAUGGUUACGAGGGUUCAGUUGGUGAAACCCCAAGUUGCGAUAGACACUUUUUUUCUGCAGCAGUUAAAGCUGCCAUUUUAUAUUUUUCAAAUUAAAAGCUUGUCCCUCUAAAUGCAUUGGGUAGCAAUUUAAAUUGAUUUCUCAGAGUGUAUGUCAGUACGUAUUUAUUGGUCGGACGUCCGAUUUGGGGAGAUAGAUAGUGUGGCAGAUAGGGGAAGUGCUUGGAGGAAUUGUGCCUUUGAUGGAGUUUAACACACAGUGGGUCAUGAGAAAUAAGUUUGGCUUAAGGCCCGUCACUUUGGAUUUUUGAAAAUUCAUGUAGAAUGUAGAAUAGCAAGCAAUAUUCAAAGAAUUCAAAAUGGCUACCAUUGCUUGUUAUCCUACAUUGAUUUUUUUAAACAGAAAAAAAAAUAUACAGCAAAUUAUCUAUCUAGUAAGGUUUGUUGAAACACCAUGUAAUGAUAAUCUCUAAAUGAGUUGGGGUGUCAUGAAAGAAGUUCAUCAGGCUGGUAAAAAAUCAACUUAAAAAAGCAAAUCAUUUCUCUAUGAAACACAGCCAAUACUUUUAAAUUAAUUUUGUGUACGUUUCAACUAGUAUCAUUUUAUGUGGAUGAUACUAGUAAAAACAUUAACAAAUUUUACGUAAGUAUUUGCUGUGUUUCAUAGAAAAUUCAUUCGCUAAGUGGAGUUGGGUUGGUUCUGAAAAGAACCGUAUGUUAUGGCAGACUGUGUUUUAAAUUACGUGCCUGUUAAAUCAAAGGAACAAUCCCAUCACUUACCUUACCUGCCUUACUCAUGCCUGUUAAAUCAAAGGAACAAUCCCAUCACUUACCUUACCUGCCGUACUCACGUAGCAAUUGUACAUAUCAUAACUUUUUUUACUUGAUUUCAAAUUGGUUUAUUUUAGAUAAUAUUGUAUUUGUUACAAUGGUGUGUAUUUUUCUUAAUUUUUAAGUUAAUCAAACAGACCCAUGAAAGUAUAAAACUAAAUUCAGCUCUUUAACCUACUGUCUGAACAUUCAAUAUCAUUCAUUUCGGCUUUGAAUGAUAGAUUAACUAUGUUAGCCUGCAGUAUAGUAUCAUUUGGUGAAUGCAUCUAAGCUAAGUAGUAUAUUCCACUUGUUAGUUUCUUCUGUGCACAGUUCUUCCACCACUUACAAACCAUUGUGCAGUCAAAUGUUUUAAAAUAGUUGGUUAAAUCGCUUGGAAAUGGAACAACAAGUAAAAAAACUAGUGUAGAAUCAUCCUGGCAUGUUCACCAAAAGAGUUGUGUUCAGGUUGCAUGAAAAAUAAUCUACAAACAUUAAACAAAUGAAAAGAAAAAAAUAGGCCUAUAACAAAGCAAAGAGAUUGUAAACUCUUCCAAAUAAACACUCACUGCACUGUGGUGUGAAGAACGCUAUUUUGUCUUUAAUCAACAACUGCAACUCAGAGUUGAGAUCUCAGUCAAUGCAUAUUUAAACUAAACACUGAUACAUGCCUAAACCGUUAUCUAUUUCUUUGUCUGAAAAACUUAAAGAUAACAGGAACAAAAUAAUAGAAAACUGUAGAAGUGUUAAAAGGAAUUCCCAAGUGGUUAAAAUGUAGAUUACCUCAACAUGUAUUUUCACUUUUCAAAUUUUGUCUUUAAAAAAAACCCCACGGUAUUAUAUAUUUUGUUUGAGUAAUCAAUCAUUGAUCAAAACGUCAUACUGCAAAUCAAAAAGCCUGACAAACAUCAAAACAUCCAAAAAGUAUUAAUAAUGGCAAACAAGUCUUUCUCAAGGGCUCUCAAUGUGUAUCAACACGUUUUAAAAUCACGUUUACCGCACCUGAAUAACACCUUUGCUAAUUGGGCUGUUAUGACAUGCAUUCUUGUGUGUGGCACGUGUUGUGUGUUGCUUAAUGACUGAAUGAAGGCACACAUGCA
This is a messenger RNA of Asterias rubens (European starfish), 5140 nucleotides long. Its product is annotated as LON peptidase N-terminal domain and RING finger protein 3-like. The record is from RefSeq and is a predicted model, not a curated record. Gene Ontology annotation, molecular function: protein binding. NCBI's taxonomy places the organism in Eukaryota, Metazoa, Echinodermata, Asteroidea, Forcipulatida, Asteriidae. The transcript has 12 exons. Bases 194 to 2548 code for a protein of 784 amino acids.